Messenger RNA from Pseudomyrmex gracilis, 983 nucleotides. Its product is annotated as glucose-6-phosphate 1-epimerase. The record is from RefSeq and is a predicted model, not a curated record. Gene Ontology annotation, biological process: carbohydrate metabolic process. Bases 34 to 870 code for a protein of 278 amino acids. Gene Ontology annotation, molecular function: isomerase activity; carbohydrate binding. Lineage: Eukaryota; Metazoa; Arthropoda; Insecta; Hymenoptera; Formicidae. The transcript has 6 exons.
GCGGCCGGCCGGCGGCGCAUUCACGACUCAAACAUGGCAGCGGCUACCAGCGUUGUCGUGCUCGACAGGGGCAACAACACCACCUGCACCAUCAAUUUACACGGAGCCACGGUGGUGUCCUGGCGGGUGAAUAAUCAGGAACAGCUGUUCGUUAGCAAGAACGCCGUGUUCGAUGGAAAGAAGGCCAUUAGAGGCGGCAUACCAUUCGUUUUUCCACAAUUCGGAGCGUCGACGUUCGGACCACCUCACGGCUUCGCGAGAAUCAUUCGCUGGAACGUGGAGAAAUCGCCGGAACGACUGCCGAGCGGUGACAUCGAGGCAAUAUUCUCGAUAAUGGACAGCGAAUUCACGCGGUCCCUGUGGAACUCACAGUUUAGGUUAACGUACAGGCUAAUACUGCGCGAGAAGGAGCUGCAUUUCAACAUCGGCGUGUACAACCCGAGCAGAGAAGACACGUUCAGCUUUAAUCUUCUCUUACAUACUUACUUCAAGGUGCCGGACGUCAGGAGAUGCCAAAUCACAGGACUGCACGGAUGCACUUUUGUCGACAAGACUAGAGACAACCAAAUCUUCCAAGAAGGCCGCGACGUCGUCACGGUGUGCGAGUGGACCGACCGGAUCUACCAGAACACGCAGCCGGAGCACAUCAUCACGAACGUCGUUUCCGGCAGAAAGAUGCGCGUGCAGAAGUACAAUUUUCCCGACACCGUCGUGUGGAAUCCCUGGCAGGAGAAGGCGCGCGACAUCCCGGACUUCGGCGACGACGAGUUUCCGAACAUGAUUUGCGUCGAGAGCGGACACGUCAGUAGUCCGGUGAUACUCUUGCCAGGAACGGCCUUCGAAGCUAGCCAGAUAUUGCAGGUGAUGUGAGUAGAAAGUGGACCAACGUCGCACGUUAGCGCCGGAGGCGGCACAAAUUCGCUGCUUCCGACAUCGACAGCCUCAUCUGCGGUCUGGCCAGCGACGGGCGCCGGCUGGCUCUA